Molecule: messenger RNA, 2385 nt
Organism: Salvelinus sp. IW2-2015
Lineage: Eukaryota; Metazoa; Chordata; Actinopteri; Salmoniformes; Salmonidae
Source: RefSeq, a predicted model, not a curated record
GAGGCUGAGAUGGAGAGAAAAGAGAUAAAGCAGCAGAAGAGAGAGACUGAGUCGGAGGUAGAGACCACCCAAUCUGGUCAACGGGCAGAUGCAGAUAGAGAGAAUACAGAGAUGAGAGAAAGAGAAGAAGUAGAAGAGAGAAUGAAGGAGAGGAACGAGAUCGUUGGGAGACUUGAGACGUCAAAGGCGAAUCCAAGCAGAAACAGCAAGAGGUCAACUAGACAUCAGAAACAGAGAGAGAGUAGACGCAGGAAAGACACCAUGAAAACAGAAGAGGGGAAGAAAGAAAUAGAAAAUGAAAAGGAGGUAGUAAAGAAAACGGAGAAAAUGGAAACGAGGGAAGUAGCAGUUAGAGAAGAAGAAGAGGGGGAAGUGAUAGCAACCGAAAACAAGAUGGAAGAGAAAACAGAGAAAAAGAAACAGAGACAGUCAAGGAAAGGACGAGAGAGACAAGCUGUGAAUAGAGAACAGGCCGAAGAGAAAGAACAGAGGAGUGACAAAGAGGUGCAGACGGAGUUCAAGGCUGCUACUGCUCCUAAUAUUAACACCGAUAAAGUGAAGCUGACACUGAAAGAGCCUCAACAACAUCAAGGCCAGAAAACGGAGGCAGACAGAGACACGUUGAAACAAUGGGACGGGGCAAAGGACAAGACACAAAAGCCAAGUACCAUGACAGGACCUAUGAUAAGAGCAAGGAGGAGUAGCAAAGCUGCAGAGAAGGGGAAAGAGGAGUCGUCGAAAACGGCGAAGAAAGAGACAGAGAAAGAGAAAGAGGAUGAGGCAAAAAGGACAGAAAAGCCCCGUGUUAUCCCAAGUCCUAUGAUAACCACAAGAAGGAAGAGCAAAGCAACAGAGAAGGAGAAGCCGAAAACAGGAAACACAAUGAAUAAAGUGACAUCUGUAGAGACGGAUGAAGAAGAGGACGAGGGAAAAGAGCAAAGAUCUGAAAGGCCCAGUCCUUUAACUCCUGUGACAAGAAAGAAAAUAAAAGAUACAGAAGGGAAAAAAGAAGGGAAGCCAAACACAAAGAAAGAGACAGGUGGUGAGAAAGAGAAACAAAGCGAUGAGGUAGAGGAAAGGACUGAAAACCCCUGUCGCAUGACUAGUACUGCGACAAGCCGUAUGAUAACUAGAGGGAACUGGAGAGCUGAAGAGUGUAAGAAAGAACAGAUUCCAAGCAUGGCUAAAAAAGUGGUCAUGGCUACUACCCCUAAUAUCUACACUGAUAAAGAGAGGAAAGAGGGAGGGAGAGAAGAGAGGGAGGACGUACCAACCUCAGGGAAGGUGACGUUGAAAGAGCUCAGUCCUAUGACAAGAACAAAAUGGGGAAAGAACGACGUCGAGAGGAAAGACGAGGAGCUGAGCACAGCAAAUAUGGAGAUAGAUGGAGAGAUGGAGAAAAAAGGGAGAGAGAAGAUUGCGAAGCCUAGUCUUAGAAGUCCUGUGACUAGAGCAAGAAGGAAGGAUGAACCAAAACCAGCAGAGAAAGAGACAGGAAAACAAGGGAACGAGACAAAGGAGGAGAGGACUGAAAAGUCAUUUCCUAUUCCAAGUCCCAUGACAAGAACGAGGCAUGCUAAAGCCGUAAUGGGCAGGAAGGAGCAGAAGGAAGAGUCCACAAACACUGCAGAGAAGGAGACGGGGAAACAAAGGGACAAGGUAGAAGAGCAAGUCACAGAUAAUCUGAAAAGUAAAACUAGCGAGGGGGAAGGGACUAUCGAGAAUGAUGCAUUCGUAACCAACAGGGGUCUAAACCGUAAAGGAAUGAAAAGGAAAGCGGGAGAGAGUGGUGAUACGGUAGGGAAGGAGGAAAGACAAGUAGUGUUUCAAUCUAAAGAAGGGAGCCAUUUAGGAUUAAAAAAGCUUAAAAGUAAAAACAGGAGAGGACUAACGGAAGAAUCCACCUCCUCCACCAAAGCAAAAAUAGAGAAGGUAGAAACCAAUGCUAAGAUAACGGGAAACAGAGGGACAACAGAAAAAAGAGAGGUAAAGACCAUUCCAGCAUCCAGAACCAAACACAGUGAAGGGAAAAGGGAGAUAGAAACAGUUCUGUCCCCCGUAACUGAAUGGAGGACAGGAAAAACAGAGGGAGGAAAAAGUAAGGGAGAGACCAUUCAUCCUCCCAUCCCAGCCAAGCUCAGUAAAGUGGAGGAGGAUGAACCAACACAGGCAGAGGGUCACACAUCUGACGAGAAGAGAGAGAAAGUGGAGCCCAAGAGAAAGCAAGAGAUGGACAGAGCGAGAGAGAGAUGGAGCCAGAGAGUGGGUAAAAGACAGAGACUGAGUGAGAAGAGAGAGCGGAAGGAUGGGAGAAACAAACUUCAAAGGAAAAAGGCGUCUUUAAAAUAAGGCUAAAAUGAAACAAAAGGAGUCCGAUGUAUAUGU